AUGUUUGGUGGUGAUUUUGGUACUACGAAUAUUACAAAUUUAGUUUUUACUUAUAAUAUAAAAACACAAAUAUUUAGUAAUCCAGUAACUAUUAAUCAACCUGCGAAUAUGUAUACACGUUCUGUUUGUGACCUUAAAACCGGAAGAAUGUUAAUGUUUAAUGGAACUAUGUGUAUUUUGGAUACAAAAACAUUAACGUGGAGUGUUG
Messenger RNA from Scutellospora calospora, 208 nucleotides. The record is from the annotation of a GenBank genome assembly. Lineage: Eukaryota; Fungi; Glomeromycota; Glomeromycetes; Diversisporales; Gigasporaceae.